CCAACCGUAGGCUUCCCCGCACCCAGCAGAUAUUCGGCUCCUUCUGCUUCUAUACUACCUCCAUUUUCUCCCUCUUUUCCGAUUAACACCGCUCGUCGACUGCUGCAUCGCCAGUUCACCGCAGCUCCUGUGGCCUUACAAGAUUUCAUGCUAUCAUGCAGGCACCUAUAAAGGGAAUUCUUUCUCUACAAAGGACGGCUUUGGUUCGUCGCUCCAGAGAGAAUUGGGGCCUAUCAAGUAGAUUAUUCAGCAGCCAAGCUGCAACUUCUCCUAGCACCCCACAGGCUCCUCCACCUCCACCACCUCCAGAGAAAACCCACUUUGGUGGGCUGAAAGAUGAGGAUCGAAUUUUCACAAACCUAUAUGGGUUGCAUGAUCCCUUUCUGAAAGGCGCAAUGAAACGUGGAGACUGGUACAGGACAAAAGACCUGGUGCUCAAGGGAGCUGAUUGGAUUGUCAAUGAGAUAAAGAAAUCUGGUCUUCGAGGACGUGGUGGCGCUGGUUUUCCAUCUGGGCUUAAAUGGUCCUUUAUGCCAAAGGCAUCUGAUGGCCGUCCUUCAUACCUUGUCGUUAAUGCUGAUGAAAGUGAACCUGGAACAUGUAAAGAUAGAGAAAUUAUGCGCCAUGAUCCACAUAAGUUAUUGGAAGGUUGUCUAAUUGCUGGAGUAGGAAUGAGGGCAAGGGCUGCAUAUAUUUACAUCCGGGGUGAGUACGUGAAUGAAAGAAAGAACCUAGAGAAGGCCAGGAGAGAAGCUUAUGAAGCUGGACUGUUGGGAAAAAAUGCAUGUGGAUCUGGUUAUGACUUUGAUGUUUACAUCCACUUUGGUGCUGGAGCUUAUAUUUGUGGUGAAGAGACAGCUCUUCUGGAAAGCCUUGAGGGCAAGCAAGGGAAACCUAGGUUGAAGCCUCCUUUUCCAGCCAAUGCAGGAUUGUACGGUUGCCCUACAACUGUUACGAAUGUCGAAACAGUGGCUGUUUCCCCCACCAUACUAAGGCGUGGACCGGAAUGGUUUGCUGGUUUUGGAAGGAAAAACAAUUCUGGAACCAAACUGUUUUGCGUCUCUGGCCACGUAAACAAGCCUUGCACUGUUGAAGAGGAGAUGAGUAUACCACUGAAAGAGCUUAUUGAAAGACACUGUGGUGGUGUUCGUGGUGGAUGGGAUAAUUUACUUGCAGUUAUACCUGGUGGUUCAUCUGUUCCAUUGUUACCUAAACACAUAUGUGAGGAUGUGCUAAUGGAUUUUGACGCACUUAAGGCUGUGCAGUCAGGGUUAGGAACUGCUGCUGUCAUUGUGAUGGAUAAGUCAACUGAUGUUGUGGAUGCUAUUGCCAGACUCUCUUACUUCUACAAGCAUGAGAGCUGUGGCCAGUGUACACCUUGCAGAGAAGGUACAGGAUGGCUCUGGAUGAUCAUGGAGAGGAUGAAGGUGGGAAAUGCAAAGUUGGAGGAGAUUGACAUGCUUCAGGAGGUGACCAAGCAGAUCGAAGGACACACAAUCUGUGCCUUGGGUGAUGCUGCUGCUUGGCCAGUUCAGGGGCUUAUCAGGCACUUUAGACCAGAGCUUGAAAGGAGGAUCAGGGAGCGGGCAGAUCAAGAGUUACAACAGGCUGCUGCUGCUUGAUUUUCUUUUUCAGGCAUGGCUAAGUUUAAACCUUUUUCCAGUCCCCUUCUAAUUGUUUUGGAGGAUCAUUAUCUCAGCUACCUUUUCCAGUUCUUUUCUAAUUGUUCUGGAGGAUCAUUAUCUCGACUCUAGUGGCAAUUUGAUUCUUUCUUUAAUGCAUAUCCAAAAUCUCUGGAUUUUGAAUGUGUCAUGCUUAGAUCUGCAAGAUUGGUUGAUUUGCUUGUUUGGCGAUAAUUCUUUUGCUAAUUAGAUAAAUUGGGAGUAGAAAGAA
Molecule: messenger RNA, 1893 nt
Organism: Sesamum indicum (sesame)
Lineage: Eukaryota; Viridiplantae; Streptophyta; Magnoliopsida; Lamiales; Pedaliaceae
Source: RefSeq, a predicted model, not a curated record